This is a messenger RNA of Arachis duranensis, 1044 nucleotides long. RefSeq lists its product as uncharacterized. The transcript has 3 exons. Lineage: Eukaryota; Viridiplantae; Streptophyta; Magnoliopsida; Fabales; Fabaceae. Bases 1 to 1044 code for a protein of 347 amino acids. The record is from RefSeq and is a predicted model, not a curated record.
AUGAAGCCUCGGGACAAGACUACAUUGGAUGGUGCGAGUAAUGGUUCUCUGAAAAAGUACAAGACCACGGAGGAAGCGUGGCAACUGAUCAGUGACCUAGCUAAGUUCGCUCAAAAUUACAGGCACUGGAACAACCAUCAGAGGUUUCCUCUAUGUUGGAGGGAUAAUUCCAACCAGGGAUGGAGGGACAACUACAACAGAGGAGGCAUAGACAACAAUAGAAAUGAUAGGUGGAACAACAACAACAACAGACAGCAGAACCAAAACCAGCCUUACAAAGCACCUCACCAAAGGCAGUCCCAGGUGUCUCAGAACAACCAGCAGCAGGCCCCUCAAAUCACUUACCCCCCUUCUUCUUCUAAUGAUGAGAUGCUUCGCACUGUGAUGCAAGGACACCAAGACAUUCAGAAUACAAUUAACUCCUCCAUAAAUGGUCUUACUUCCACAAUACAAGCUUUCAUCUCUCGGAUGGAUUCACUAAUUCCCUCCAACAAUCAACCUUCAAGUUCUAGUGCAAUUCCUUCUCAACCCUUACCCAACCCCAAAGAUGGCAUUAACGCCAUUACUUUGAGGUCCGGAACAAUACUGCUAGAGAGGAGUCAUGAGGAGCUAAGCUUCAAGGAAAACAUUCAAGUGGAAGAUAUUGUUGGGGCCGAGGAUGCUGAAGAAGAGGAGGAAGUACAAGACAUAGUUGAGGAAGAAGUGCCCCAAAAUGACUCAGGAAGACCGUCAUCCAUCUUGCUCGGAAGACCAUUCCUGAUGACCUCAAAGUUCAAGCUGGAUGCAUUCUCAGGAACCUAUUCUUUUGAGAUAGACGGCCGAGCAGUGUGCUUCAACCUGACUGAAGCUAUGAAGCAUCCUCCGGAAGACCAUUCCAUCUUCCAAUGUGACAUCAUUGAUGAGACCAUAGCUGCAGUUCACCAAGAAGACGUGGAAGAGAGGCACAAGGAGCAAGGUCCAAGUGUGGGGAAACCAUCUGAACACAAUAAGUACAUCUUGCCAUCAUCAAUGGCUCCAGAAGAUCUAGUGCCCAGUUCGGAGUAG